GCUCAGUGUGGUGGUUGCAGUGCGCGCGCUGGGUGAGUGUGCGCAGCAGCUGGAAUUAAGCGCGGUCAUGGCUGUAACGGCGCGCGCGCUGGCGGUGCAGAUGUGGUCGGUGGUCUCGUACCUGAGCAGCUCUGAGCUGGUGGCCGGGUUCCAGCGCGCCUGCGGCUUGUUUCCGCUCCCACGCGCCUCUCAGGAACGCUUCCGACCCGGCAGCACGAAAAUCCACAGCGGCACCGUGAACGGCACGUCACCGCCGGCUCAGGACGGCGAGCACGCGGCCAACGCACUCAAACACCACGCCGUUAGGAUGCAGUAUGAGGUGAGGAACUGGCCACUCUACUUCCUCUUUGUGGUUUCUGCAACUCUGGGAAAUGAAGUGUUCUAUAUCUCCUUUCUGCCCUUCAUUCACUGGAACCUGGAUCCCUUCCUGUGCCGCCGCCUCGUCAACAUGUGGGCUGUGGUGAUGUAUGUAGGACAGGUGAUGAAGGACGUGCUGAAGCUCCCUCGUCCUUCCUCACCCCCUGUGGUAAAACUGGAGCAGCGUAUCGAGUUUGGCAUGCCUUCAACUCACGCCAUGGCGGCCACAGCCAUCACCUUUACGUUGUUGCUGAGUGCACCAGAGAGAGUGAAGUUUCAGUUUGAGGUUGGUUUGGUGGCAGCCAUUGUUCUCUCAGCCCUCGUGAGUCUCAGUCGCCUUUAUACAGGCAUGCACUCGGCCCUGGAUGUGAUCUGCGGGACUCUGAUAUCCGCCCUCAUUCUGGGUGUGUCCUACCCUUACUGGGACAGUUUGGACUUCUUCCAGCUCAACAGCCCGCUGUCCCCUGCCAUCACAGUGGUCCUACCCCUCAUCCUGUGCUACAAAUACCCCAAGCUGGACCACUACAGUAUGACGAGGGGGGACACCACUAUAAUUUUGGGCGUUGGUGCCGGCUGUUCCGUCGGCUACUGGCUCAAUCAGCAGCUCGGUGUGACUUUUGAGCCCUCUGGGCCUUUUCCAGUGACCCUGCCUCCCAUGACCAUGGCGAUCCUUACCACUGGAGUCGCGCGGUUCUGUGUGGGGCUUUCGAUUCUGGUGAUGACCCGGCAGGUGACAAAGUGGAUCGCACUCAGGCUGCUGUGCUUAUACUAUGGCAUAGCGGUUAAUAACAUUAGCGCUCACAGUAGGACAGAAAUCGAAGUGCCGUUGAAAUUUAGCACGUAUUCGGCGAUUGGGUUGGUCAACAGCGUAGUGGUGUGUCGGAUUUUCAUGCUGCUGGGGCUGCUGUGACGGUAAUGUUAUCACGAUAUGGCAGCAUUGAAACAAGACACAGGCGGCGUCCCAAAUGCUCGUGUGUGGUUUAAAAAAAAAAAAAAGAAAAAAGAAAAAAAAAGCACAACUUCUCCUCAGCUAUCAAAUUAGCAGUAUGCAAGAUGCUAUAUAAAUCACCCCACCCUACUAAAGCCUGAUCAAGGGACACGGGGACAUUUAACAGGGACAUAUCCUCUGGCUACAUUACAGACCUAGCCCAUUUUAAAUUUCAAGGUUAGAACUGGUGUAUCACAGUGUGUUAUGGGUUACAUACACAUUCUCUUGGUGUCUCUAAAAUAAAAGUUCUAUGCUCUUGCGCUUGGCAUGGAGCCCUAUGAAGGCCAACAUUCUCAAAAGAACACGAUCUAGGCUUGGAUUCUGGCAUCUCUAUCAGACAUGCACUGUGUUUCAAAUAUAGCACACUAAUAUUGGGAACAAAAUGGUUGAAUCGAAGAUCAUUUCGUCACAUGACCACAAUCACACGUGCCUCGCCAACAUCAGUCCGCUGUCAAAUCACAGGACACAUACGUGUUUACAGUUAGUGUUAAAUUCUCAGUUUAAUGCAAUCAGAAAUGUUAUUUAUUUCAUCCUGAAGAUGAUUAGACUUUUUUUUACACAAGUUUAUACUCUGAGUUUUGUCUAUUAAAGCAUCCGUUUAUGACUGUGUUAGCAAGCUGCUAAUGAGAAUGAAUAAACGAGGAAGUAAAGAA
Messenger RNA from Neoarius graeffei (lesser salmon catfish), 1998 nucleotides. RefSeq names its product sphingosine-1-phosphate phosphatase 2 (gene sgpp2). The transcript has 5 exons. NCBI's taxonomy places the organism in Eukaryota, Metazoa, Chordata, Actinopteri, Siluriformes, Ariidae. Gene Ontology annotation, cellular component: endoplasmic reticulum membrane. The record is from RefSeq and is a predicted model, not a curated record. Gene Ontology annotation, biological process: phospholipid dephosphorylation; sphingosine metabolic process. Gene Ontology annotation, molecular function: sphingosine-1-phosphate phosphatase activity. Bases 68 to 1267 code for a protein of 399 amino acids.